This is a messenger RNA of Spodoptera litura, 3788 nucleotides long. RefSeq names its product sex-lethal (gene Sxl). Gene Ontology annotation, molecular function: mRNA binding. Gene Ontology annotation, cellular component: chromatin; nucleus; ribonucleoprotein complex. The record is from RefSeq and is a predicted model, not a curated record. Lineage: Eukaryota; Metazoa; Arthropoda; Insecta; Lepidoptera; Noctuidae. Gene Ontology annotation, biological process: regulation of gene expression.
AGUUGGUUUAGUUUAUGGUUAGUUUCAGAAUUUCAGAUCUGCGCUUGUCACGAUAUUGUUAAUAAUUUGCAGAAAAAAUCUAAAAAGACACUUAAUUUUCAAAGGAUUUAGAAACCAACGUUUCUUACUUCUAAAACGUACAGCAAGCAGACUAAAUAGUUUGUAAAGCAAAUAGUUUUAAUUAAAGAUGUAUGUAGAUUAAAAAUGUUGUUAUAAAAGUAAUUGCUCAAUAUAUAAAUAGAAGUUAGUGAUAUUAUAUUUAUUGGAAAGGUGUGUUGUAUAAGUGUAAUAAAUGUGUGAACGAUAUCCUGGGUACUUGUUUGGAGGGACUCCUGUCAGUAGUUGGGACAGGAGUUUCAAUUCGCUGGAAAAUCAAAUCCAACAGCAGUAUCGAGGGAGGGCAGGCGCUGGUGCGCGCUGCUGGGGCAGUAUGUCGGAGGGCGGCGGGGUGUCCGCCGCUGGAGGGGACUCCUGCAAGACGAACCUCAUCGUCAACUACCUGCCGCAGACCAUGACUGAGAAGGACCUGUACGCGAUGUUCAUGACCAUAGGACCUAUAGAGAGUUGUCGAGUUAUGAAGGACUUCAAGACUGGCUACAGCUACGGGUUCGGCUUCGUGAACUUCACGCGGGAGGAGGACGCCGCGAGGGCCAUCGACACCUUCAACGGAUACCAGCUCAGAAAUAAACGGUUAAAGGUCUCAUACGCGCGCCCCUCAGGUGAUGAUAUAAAAGACACAAACCUCUACGUGACGAACUUACCGCGCGCCAUCACGGAGGAACAGCUAGAGACCAUAUUCGGCAAGUACGGCAGGAUAGUGCAGAAGCAUAUACUCAGGGACAAGAGCAAUGGAACGCCGCGUGGAGUUGCCUUUGUCAGAUUUGAUAAGCGUGAAGAGGCGCAAGAGGCGAUAGCGGCGCUAAACAAUGUGAUACCAGAGGGCGGCACUGAGCCACUCAGCGUCAAGGUGGCUGAAGAGCAUGGUAAGCAGAAAGCAGCGUACUACGCGGGAUGGGCGGCGGGCUUCCACCAUAAUAGAGGUGAUUACGCGUGGACGUGCGGUACUUGUAUGAUGCCGGACCCUUGGGAAAGAUUUUCAUCCCCACCCCUGCCCGGCAGUCACCCCACCACUCCAAGGAACGGCUGUAGACCCGGGGUCUGCGUUAACAAUAGAGUCUACCCCCCUAACUACGUAGGUAAAGGGGCCUCACGCGCAAGUAGAGGCAGAAACCUCCCUUGGGCCCCUAAUUAUGGAGCCGAGGAACGCUACAAAGGCCAACGCUGUAGAAACGCACCCACGCCAUAUUGGUAACCGUUAUAGCAUUUCAAAAUGGCCUCACGUUCCACGUUUGAAUAUUCAACUAUCAAACGUUCGGGUUUAACGGAUAGAUUUUAAAAGGGGAACGAGAUAGAUUAGUGUGUUUUGAAACAUGGACUUUAUUCCAUUAAAGAUAGAGUAGUUUUCUACUGAAAUGUUCUAUCCCCUAGUACAAGACCGUACGAUUCGCUUAUAAAAUAAUGAAGAAAUGUUUAUAACUCUUAGGCAGUUGUGAAUUUGAUCUCAGUACUUUGUAAAUAGUGUGAGGACGAUUGCCGAGUCUAGUUAUUUUAGUAACCUAUACUUGCUUGGUCCAUUAUGUUACUAUAGAAUUGAUUUAAGGCGGUUUUGAUAACUUCAUGAGUCGUAGUACAUAUUUUUUAGAAAAUUUCGCGAUUGGUCGGGUUCCAAAUAGUAUUUAUCAUGUGUAACGAACGCCCAACUCUACGCCUAGUCUUUGAACAGUAGAGAAGUGCCUCUGAUAUCUCCGAUUUUUUUCUUAUAAGUAUGUAGUGUUUCAUAUAAGUAAAAGUUUAUAUAUUAUCUAUACUGACUCAUUGUGCGUUGUUCUCCUUUGGAAUAAGGAACUUUCUUACAUUGUAGCCUUCUUUCAUUUAUUUAAUACCCAUGAUGUUGCGUUGCUUAACAUACCAACUUACUUUUCAUCAAUUCAAGUCUUAAGCCAGCGACAUAAAGUGCGUAUUUGUGUGAGUCUUUAUAACCCUCCCUAAACAGUUUAGUUAUGGAAAAGUAUACUCUAUCUCUAAUAUGGUAAUUAUUAUAGUCCUUAUUUUCCCCAAUGUCACUUCAGUACCUUCCUAGGUACAAGCCUCGACAGGAAUCAAUCGCGAAGUUGUAAAUUUUCAACUUUAUUACAAAAGUUUAAGGUUGAAAUUCUACUAAACAAACACAGCUGUUGAACGAAAGGAGUUUUUAACAUUAAGUUCUUUUCUAUAUUAUCAUAUGGACUCAAGUAUGUAUGUAGGUUACAAUUUGUAAAUAAUAAUGUACAGAUGUGUGUGUGCAUUUUGCAUUAUUUGUUUUUUAAAUGGAAAUGAGUUUUGAAUGCACUGCCAGUGUAAUUAGUUGGAUUUUUUAAAAAAAGAUCGUGGGUUUAGCGAUGGUAUUUUAGAAUCCUGGCUGCAACGGUGCGCUUGUAGGUUUUAUUUGCUAUUUAUUUUUUACGUGGAAAGUCUUAACGAGGAUUUUUUUUAUCUGUUAAUGGUUCGGUAUGAAGAUUUCUGGUGUUUUAUUAAAUGAAUCGUGUGCUUUCACUUCUAUUAGAUAUGAAAGUGAUAAGAACAGAAAGAUUAUAAGCCUCAUUUUUCAAUCUCAAGUCGUAAUAACACCCGAAUUUGCCUCUGCUAUAGUAAAGUCGACCUAAACCUACUGUGAUCUUGGUCGAUUUUGUGUGAUGCAAUUGAUGUGGCAAUGUGUGUUUACCUAUAAUAAGCCUUACCGUGUGGUAUGAAAGUUCCUACUUAAUAUAACGCAUCGUGUAUAAGAAGAUUUCCACGUAAAAAAUUGAUGGCGCCAAUUUUUUUCACACGUUCGUCAUAUUUUUUCUAACUUGUAUCUCGAAGUUGGUUUGUUUAGUUUUUGCUCAUGAUUUUUUGAUGAAUAACUAUUUAGUUAUAUCAUCGCCAUGAAUUUUGGUUUAUUUUGUUAUGGAAAAUAAGUUUGAACUAUUUUCAUUACAUUUUAGUCUUAGACUUUUUCUCUUCAUUCAAUAUGGCGAAUAAAAUAUGCUACUGCUAUGCGUGAGCAGGACAGAAUAUGGCGUUAAGCUACUGCUAUUCCUCUCUUUCGUGUUAUGUUAGAUAGAGGUUUUUAAUAAGUCAAUAUGAAAAUUGUUGAAAGUCAUCAAUUGCAUUAACGUAUGAAAAUACAACUCGUCACAUAAAAAUUUCAUCGAAAUCGGUCGAUCCGUUCUAGAGAUAUCAUGCCACAGACGUUUUGCGUCGGGGGUUCAAUCUAGUAAAUUAUACCUACUUAAGAGCAUUAGUUUUUUUGUAUUGUAACUUAAAUUCACGGAAUGCGAGAUCACGAGAUCUCGAGAUUCUCCUCAAACAGUUACGUGAAUAAGCCGAAAAACAUAGGUAUUUAAUGAAUUAGCUAUAUUAAUUUUAUUCUACACGUAUUUAUGAGCGUAUGAUAUGAUUUUAUGUAAUUUAUCCAGUGGAAACUCAGAUGCAGGGUGCAGUCAGAUAAGAGGGCUUUAGUAGAUACUAGUUUUACGUUAAAACUUGAAACGUAAUCGAAACACACCGCGUUCGGUGCUCAGAUGUAUAUGAGUUUCUUUUUCGUUUAAAGAAAUCGAAACGAGACGGUGUUCUGUACUCUGAUUGAGCCGGCCAAUCACAGCGUCGAACGCGGUGACGUUUAGAUCUUGUUCAGAUUAUAAUAAUAAAGUAAUAUGCUAGUCGCCAUAUUGAAUGAAAUGAAAUGAAUACAAUUCUAUGUAUGUAUU